CCUCCACCCUCUCGGGUUGGAUCAUUUUCUCUCUCUCGCUGCUUUCGGCCCUCAUGCUGUCGCCGCGUUUCUCCGCUCUUUAGGAUGUCUGAUGUACCGCCCGGGCCCAGCGUGCUCUCCCCAGCCCCCGCUGACAUCUCUCCCUUCGCUGCCACUCUCAACCACUCGGGAGCCUACGGCCAGCUCCCGGGGCCGCAGCCAGGAGGGGGCGGCGAGCAGGAGGAGGAAGCUGCGGCUCAGGACGGGACAGGCCAUGAACACGGCGAGGAGGGCGGGCCACAGCCGGCGAACAGUGUUGGAAACUACUCGGAGCCGAACCGAGCCAAGAAGGGCGUCCUGCACCUUCACCACCACCAUCACCACCACCACCAGCAGCAGCAGCGACUGCUCAACGGCUGUGUUAUCAUAAACCCUGAGAUCCACUACAAGGCGGAGUGCAAAGGCCGCCUGUCCUGCACCGAGGCCGCCGCUGCCGCCGAGUUUCACCCCGGACUGUCACUGCCCGAAGCUGGCAGGAGGAGAGCCGACGCCAAUUAUUGUGAGGGUCCCAACGUAAACUAUGCGAACCAAAGGACUGCCGAGGCGGCCGGGCCCGACACUCACAACCCCAGGGAUGGACUCGAUCGGAUUGGUAUCAGCACAGAUGAUGAAGAGCAGUACAACCUGGCCGCCUCGAUAGCUGCUUGUAGUUUGCAUCCGCAACAAGAGUCCGACACGAACGACAGGAUACGAUAUGUUGGCUAUGAGUCAGAGUUGCAAAUGCCAGAUAUAAUGAGGUUGAUCACGAAAGAUUUGUCUGAACCUUAUUCCAUAUAUACAUAUAGAUAUUUUAUUCACAACUGGCCGCAGCUUUGUUUUCUGGCUAUGGUUGGAGAUGAGUGUGUGGGUGCCAUUGUCUGUAAGUUGGACAUGCACAAGAAGAUGUUCAGGAGAGGGUACAUAGCUAUGUUAGCUGUGGAUUCCAAAUACAGAAGAAAAUCCAUCGGCACAAACCUGGUGAAGAAAGCAAUUUAUGCUAUGGUAGAAGGCGACUGUGAUGAGGUUGUCCUGGAAACUGAGAUUACAAACAAAUCUGCCCUGAAACUCUAUGAAAAUCUUGGAUUUGUGAGAGACAAAAGGCUGUUCAGAUAUUACUUAAAUGGAGUUGAUGCACUGCGUCUUAAACUGUGGCUACGUUAGAGAACUAUAAAGAACGAGUUCAAGAUGAGUCCUUUUUGCAUGCACUGCAAUUUUAAAGAAUUGCUUUGCAACAGGACUCUUGAUUUCCAUGCAGCUCUUAUCUGUCUGUGUCUCAUUGAGUGUCACAUACAUUUGUUGCACUAUGGCAUGGCGCAGUUGUGCUAAAUAAAAAAGGAAUUUUUUUCUUUAAAAAUUGUCAAAAUAUUCAUGGAUGAAUUGUGAUACCAGAAAGAUGGAGCAGUUGUUCUGAGAUGCAUCAUUUCAGUGAAGUGUGAGGAAAGAAACAAAGUUGCCUGUCAUUUGCAGUAGACGACAUCUCAAAUGACCUGUUGGUGGAAAAUGUUUUGUGGCUUCCAGAAAGCUUGUAUGUUCAGAUUUCUUCAUGGACUGCACCAACAUUUCAAACAGAAAUUUGCCAGAUUAAAUACUGAACUCCUCAAAGGGUGUGGAUUCUGUUAUUCAGAUUUUAUUUUUCAUAUUAAAUUUUCCUGUUAAUAAUUCUUGGUACCUCAGUAAAUGAAGAAAACACAUGUUAGGAGUUUGUAUGUGUUUGUGUGUGUGUCUGUGAGAGAGCAUAACAACAAAAUAACAUUGCGCAGCCAGUGCCUGUAUAGAUAUGCGUAAAUGUCUCAUUCCUAGUUUGAGUGCAUGCAUUUUUUUUCCUCCAGAUAUUUUUGCCACAAUGCGUUUACCUUUAUUCAAACUAUGAUUUUGAUUGGGAGUGACUCCACCUUUUGAUUAGGACUUUUUUCUCCCUCGAGCAAAAGCAAAGCUAUUAAUGCUUUAGGCGAUAUUUGGUAAUUGUCUUAAGAGAAAUUGGACUUUUUCUUUUAUUUUGGAGAAACAUCCAGUAGCUGUUCCUAAAACCCCCUUGUACACAGCUAUAUUUCAUUGAUUCUAUAUAAUGCACCUUUCUGGUUUAAAUAGAGGAAAUUUUUAAAUGGCAGAUUGUAUGUUUGUAUGAUUUUAAUCAAAAAUCUAUUCAAAUUCUUGGAAACUGUGACAGGCUGGAUGUUGAAAAUGAUUGAGACACAUUUUAUUGUCCAAUUAAGUAUGCAAGCAGGUUAGCUAUGGGAUCCUCACCCAUCAGGUGCAUAAGUUAGCUAUUUCUAAAGGAAAUUAAAUUCCAAGUGCAUAUUACCCAAUUUCAGUUCAAUGUCUGUAUGCCUUCUGCAGCUGAGCUCUUCUCUCCUUUGGAGCUAAUGAAUGCUCUCACCCUUGAAUACAUGAGCUACUUGGGACUGUACUGCUUUACAUGGUUCAAAAAUCACUUAAUCUGCCUUAUUUUCUCGAAGGGUGGAUGGCCACUGAACAAUGGAUUUGAUACUUUCAUCAGUUUACAUCAGAUGGAGUUGGGAGCAGAGCACACUUCAUGGAAUAAGUCCUUGAGUUUAUGUAAACCAACAUGAUAACUUUGCCAUAUGGUUUUAUUGGAGUUAAGGGUAGUAAGUGAGAUUGGGCAACUUUUCAAUAUCAAUAAUUAUUUCUGUGUUGAAUGAUUGGACUUCUAUUUAGUCAGUAAAUGUUGCUGAAUUUCACUGCUGCCCCUGCUACUUCUCUCCAAAUGAACAAGACAAAAGCUACAGGAAAGGGUUAAAUGGCAAUUGCAAUGUUUGUAACUUUGUAAGAUGCGGUAAAAUAAAGUGAAAAGUGGUUUUAAGAGUCUGAAA
This is a messenger RNA of Carcharodon carcharias (great white shark), 2849 nucleotides long. RefSeq names its product N-alpha-acetyltransferase 30, NatC catalytic subunit (gene naa30). NCBI's taxonomy places the organism in Eukaryota, Metazoa, Chordata, Chondrichthyes, Lamniformes, Lamnidae. The transcript has 4 exons. The coding region runs from base 85 to 1179 and encodes 364 amino acids. Gene Ontology annotation, cellular component: NatC complex. The record is from RefSeq and is a predicted model, not a curated record. Gene Ontology annotation, biological process: N-terminal peptidyl-methionine acetylation. Gene Ontology annotation, molecular function: protein-N-terminal amino-acid acetyltransferase activity.